Molecule: messenger RNA, 1177 nt
Organism: Mauremys reevesii (Reeves's turtle)
Lineage: Eukaryota; Metazoa; Chordata; Testudines; Geoemydidae
Gene: MRPS15
Product: mitochondrial ribosomal protein S15
Exons: 8
Coding region: 330-1094 (254 amino acids)
Biological process (GO): translation
Cellular component (GO): ribosome
Molecular function (GO): structural constituent of ribosome
Source: RefSeq, a predicted model, not a curated record
UUUGUAUCAGCACCGGAGAGGGGCCAGCCGCCCGGCCUGCCUCCCCCAGACCCUGGCUGCAGGGACCCCCCUGCGAGAAAGGGGCAGGAAGCCAGGCCCAUCCCUGCAGGGUGCACUCGAGAGGGGCUGGCAGGCCCUGCUCCCCCGACACCCCCCAGCAGUGCUCGGAGCCACGAGAGGAACUGGGCCAGGCCUGAGCCUGCUAACCCGGGCAAAGCUGCCCCACCCUGAGCCCAGCCCAGCCUCCGAUCGAUUAGCUCGGCGGUCGAUUGGCCGGGUCUGUCUCAAGAUGGCGGCGCCCAUGCCAGCCGGCCCGUAGGGCAGGGGAGAUGCUGCUGCUGGGGCUCCGCGGGGCGCUGGGCCGGGCCCGGAGCUGCCGCCUGCCAGGCCUCGGCUGGAGGGGGGUCAGCGGGGCCCUCCGCCUGCAGGAGACGGGAGACGGGCGCUCGGUUUAUAGCCCGCUUGUUCAGACAGCCAGAGGUUAUGCCCGGCCUGUCAAAAGGAGGAAGCAAGUGCUCCCCAGCCACCUGGAUGACCUUCCUCCUACCAUGCUGAAGAAAGAUUAUGCCAAUGUCCCAAUAAUAGAUAAGGUUGAUGAUGUAGUGAAAAGGCUAUUGUCUCUGGAAAUGGCCAGCCAGAGGGAGAAAGUGAAGAUAAAGACGCAGCAGUUGAUCGAGAAGGUCAGGAGGACUCCUAGUGACAACGGUUCCUUCGAGGUGCAAACUGCUAUUUUAACUGCCAAGAUUCAAACUCACCAGGAGCACCUGCAGAUGCACCCCAAGGACAAAAGUAACCGGCGUCGCAUGCUGAUGGCCAUAGAUCGCCGGAAGAAACUGCUCAAGUACCUGCGUCGCACCCGCUAUGAGACUUUUGAGCACACGUGCAAGCAGCUGGGCAUCCAGUACACGUUACCGCCACCCUAUUGCAGGAGAAUGACCCGGCGCUGGGCCGCUAAGAAGGCUUUCAGCCUCAAGGUUUUCAAUGAGGUACAGAAACUGAAAGCACCCGAGAGGCUAAAGCAGAGACGAGAAUGGCAAGCGAAAGCAAGGGCCGCCAAGGAGCUGACGCUGCAAAGUGAAGGGACCUCGGUAUAGCAGCACCCUGAGCAGAUCUCGCAUUCCAGGCCUGCAUGUGAAAAAUGUGUCCCUCCAAAAUACAAUAAAUGAUUUUAAAGCUA